AUGUACUCCAAAUUUUGGCCAAAGGGUGGCCUUCCUGGCAUUCUGCAUCAUUACACUGAGACCCUUGUCACAUUUGAAUACGCAUCCAGUGCCUCUCGUCAACCUAACAGCCUCCUUUUUGUCGGAGGUCUUGGCGAUGGUCUUGCAACUACUUCCUAUGUGUGUGAUCUUGUCCGCGCGCUCCAGCCAACAGAAUGGUCACUUUUCACUCUCAACCUCACAUCCUCUUACCAGUCAUGGGGUCUCGGACACCUCGAUCGAGAUACGGACGAGAUCGCGCAAUGUUUGAAUUAUAUCAAAGAAUACAAGACAUCCAAAUUCGGCAGCGGCAAGAUUGUCCUGAUGGGUCAUUCAACUGGUAGCCAGUGUGUUAUGCACUACUUGUCUCGGCCCAAUCCCCACACAAGUACGCCGUCGUUUGAUCCGGAUCUCGAGCACAUUCUUCGCAUGCCACUUGAUGGUGCAAUUAUGCAAGCGCCCGUAUCCGAUCGAGAGGCAGUGCAAUGGGUGUUGAGCGAAGGAAUCGGUGGCAAAACUGGCGACGAAAUUAGGCCAGUGUAUGAGAAAAUGGUCGCAAUUGCAAAGGAGAGCGUCGCGAAGGGCGAGCCUCACGAUACAAUGCUCCCUCUCUGGAUGACGUCUCAUAUCUAUCCGGCGAACACCGCAAUCAGCUGCCGCAGACUGUUGAGCUUGAUCAGCCCCGACAGUCCUCAAUCACCGGGCGAAGAUGACCUUUUCAGCUCUGAUCUAAGUGACGAGCAACUCAAGACAACGUUUGGAAUGAUCAAUGAACGGGGGUUGCUCAAUCACAAAUUGAUGGUCUUGUUUUCGGGUGCGGAUCAAGCGGUUCCGGAAUGGAUUGACAAGGAGAAGUUGUUAUCGAGAUGGCAGGGAAUCACGGAUCACAAUGGCAAAUAUCAGAUUUGGGAUCAGGAGCAUAGUGCUAUCAUCCCUGGGGCAUCUCAUGCAUUGAGCAACGACGAUCAAGCCAAGCCACGGGAGUUCCUCGUGGAUAAGGUCCUUGGUUUUUUGACAUCGGCAGAGAAAGUCUAA
Penicillium daleae is the source of this 1053-nucleotide messenger RNA. RefSeq names its product putative siderophore biosynthesis lipase/esterase (gene sidJ). Lineage: Eukaryota; Fungi; Ascomycota; Eurotiomycetes; Eurotiales; Aspergillaceae. Bases 1 to 1053 code for a protein of 350 amino acids. The record is from RefSeq and is a predicted model, not a curated record. The transcript has 2 exons.